CCAGCCGGCUGCCUGGAGGGGAGGCGGGGAGAGCACUCCCUCGGCUGGAAGCCAAAAGGCGCAGGCCUCCUCUCCGGCAUCGUGCAGUCAAACCGAGCCACGCCCCUCCUCCUUCCCGGAAGUGUGCAGGGAAUUUUUCCGCCCCCCACGUGACCUUGCAAGCCUGCGCCUGGGACAAGCCGCCCCGGAUGUCCCCGUUGGCGCUUCGCCACUGCAAAGCGGACUGGGGGACUGGUGGUUCCGACGCUGCUGUUGGCGAACAGGAGAGAGUAAAUUUGCAGGUGAUCUUGCCUUAUGACUAUCCUCAUGCAGCACCACAGCUUUUUGCAAGAUCAGAUGCUCUAGAUAGGCAGCAACAAUUGCAGCUCAAUAAGGAUCUAGCUUCUUACAUUGCUUCUUUGGAGUUAGGUGAACUCUGCAUAUGGACAGCUGUGCAGUGGCUGCAAGGAAACAGUUCACCCUACUUAGAAAACAACAAAUUGCCCUCUGCAGGAGAAUCAGAAGAAAAAGUAGUAAAAACGUUCUUUAAUCGAAUGUGGAUUUACAGCCAUCACAUAUACAGACAAGAAUUAAGGAAAAAGAUCUUUGACUGUGCAAAGAAAUUGAAUCUGACCGGUUUCUGUUUAACUGGAAAACCUGGGAUCAUUUGUGUGGAAGGCAUAAAAGGAAACUGUGAAGAAUUCUGGCAUCUUAUUAGAUACCCCAACUGGAAACAUAUUUCCUGCAAGCAUGUUGAAAGUGCAGAGGCUCACGGAAAUGAAGAUCACCUGCGUCGCUUUCAUAGCUUUGAAGAUUUACAGUUUCAAGCGCAUGGUGAUUAUGGGCUGAGAAAUGACUAUCACAUGGAUCUCGGUCAGUUCCGGGAAUUCCUGAAGGAGCAUCACAGCGAGCAUGUAUUUCAGAUCUUAUUCGGAAUUGAAGGGAAAUCUUACGAUAACUAAUAAAGUUUGUGCAUUUA
This is a messenger RNA of Sphaerodactylus townsendi, 958 nucleotides long. RefSeq names its product RWD domain containing 2A (gene RWDD2A). Gene Ontology annotation, molecular function: protein binding. The transcript is spliced from 2 exons. The record is from RefSeq and is a predicted model, not a curated record. The coding region runs from base 189 to 941 and encodes 250 amino acids. NCBI's taxonomy places the organism in Eukaryota, Metazoa, Chordata, Lepidosauria, Squamata, Sphaerodactylidae.